This is a messenger RNA of Glycine soja, 3498 nucleotides long. RefSeq names its product G-type lectin S-receptor-like serine/threonine-protein kinase LECRK3. The record is from RefSeq and is a predicted model, not a curated record. Gene Ontology annotation, biological process: protein phosphorylation. NCBI's taxonomy places the organism in Eukaryota, Viridiplantae, Streptophyta, Magnoliopsida, Fabales, Fabaceae. The transcript has a single exon. Gene Ontology annotation, molecular function: protein serine/threonine kinase activity; ATP binding. Bases 958 to 3360 code for a protein of 800 amino acids.
CAUUAUUUGUAUUAUUUAAGCUUUUUUAAAUAACCUUCAUACUUUGUGUGCGCAAAAUUGAAGGAGGGAGAGAGAGACCCUCACAAUCGCUGCUCAUCACCACCUCCACCCCUCUCCCUAAGCCUAGCCCAUCUCACACAACACAACACAGAAGAAUGGUUGAGUGUAAACGUUGCUAUCUUACAAUUGCGGCCAUGAAAAAACCUUCUUCAAGCGAACAUUCCAUUUCCAAGAAAAGAAAAACCACCAUUGCUACUACUGAUUCCACUUCCUUCGAGUUAUGCUCGUUCGAUACGCAGUUUCCCGACACUACCUUCUCGCUGAAAGCUUCCGUUAGUUCUACCCGCACAGUUGUUUCCGAUCACUCUUGCUGCAGCUCCACUCCGUGCCAUCAGAUCUGCAGGUUCGCUUUGUCAAUGAAAGGUUUUUUUAAAAAAUAAAAAUAAAAAUUCCACUCAGGCAACGAGUACAAGUGGUACCACACGUGGCAUGCCAAUGUGUCCGGUUAAAUACGAGGCUAAUGGUGUAAGGUUAACGUGAAUCUACUAAUAAUAUGGUGGAAGGUUAAUACGAGGUCUUAAGUUAAACCGUGUAAUUUGGUGUCCAUGUCACGGCAAUGAAUAAGGAUAGGAUAACAAUCUCGUGGACGGCGUCAAAGUUCGUUAAAAGUCAGCAACUCUAUUCAAUCUUAAUUUUGAGAAGCAAGAAAAUUUUCAAAUUUGAUUUUUCUCCUUGACAGGGUAUAAACCUAACUUAAAUUUUACCGUGAAGGGCAAGCUACACUUGCAGCACCAGCACCAGUCUAAACGGUACUACUGACUGACUUUGCAGUCGUGACAUUUUACCGUGUCUUGCAAAAGUCAAACGAACUCGUCUUCAUUCACCAAAGGCUUGUUUGCUUACUUAUACCAUAAGUAUAGAAAUAGAACACCAUUUCUUCAAAUCCCAUUGAUACAUAUGGCUGCAAAAACUGUUCUUGUUUGUGUUACCGUUAUCCUUCUCCCCUUGCUGCAGCUUCCAUAUGUCUCAGCGACUAAUGUUAGCAUUGGUGAGACACUUGUUGCAGGUAACGGGGGUAAGCGAUGGCUUUCUCCAUCAGAGGACUUUGCAUUUGGAUUUCAUCAGCUUGACAAUGACCUUUACUUGCUUGCUAUAUCAUACCAAAAUAUACCUCGUGACUCUUUCAUUUGGUAUGCAAACGGAGACAACCCUGCUCCUAAAGGAUCAAAACUAGAGCUAAAUCAAUACACUGGACUAGUGCUCAAGAGCCCUCAAGGGGUUGAGCUAUGGACAUCACAGCUCAUAUCAGGUACAAUUUCCUACGGACUAAUGAAUGAUACGGGCAACUUCCAGCUUCUGGAUGAGAAUUCACAGGUGUUGUGGGACAGUUUCAGUAAUCCAACUGAUACCUUGGUGCCUACUCAAAUCAUGGAGGUAAAAGGCACGCUUUCAUCUCGCCAGAAAGAGGCCAACUUCUCACGAGGAAGGUUUCAAUUUCGCUUGCUUCCAGAUGGUAAUGCUGUGCUUAAUCCUAUAAAUUUGCCUACCAAUUAUACUUAUGAUGCUCACUACAUCAGUGCCACUUAUGAUUCGACCAACACAACAAACUCUGGUUUCCAAGUGAUUUUUGAUAAUUCAGGCUUGUACAUAUUGAAGAGGAGCGGUGAGAAAGUUUAUAUUACAAAUCCAAAAGAUGCGCUCUCAACUGAUUCCUAUUAUUAUAGAGCAACCAUCAAUUUUGAUGGAACUUUCACCAUAUCAAAUUACCCUAAAAAUCCAGCUUCAAAUCCAAGCUGGACAGUUAUGAAGACAUUGCCAGACAACAUUUGCAUGAAUUUGCUAGGAAACACGGGUGGUAGUGGGGUCUGUGGAUUCAAUAGUAUCUGCACUCUCAAAGCUGACCAAAGACCAAAGUGCAGUUGCCCAGAAGGUUAUUCUCCUCUUGAUUCAAGGGAUGAGUAUGGCAGCUGCAAACCAAAUUUGGAACUCGGUUGUGGAUCAAGUGGACAAAGCUUGCAAGGAGAUCUGUACUUCAUGAAGGAAAUGGCAAAUACUGAUUGGCCUGUAUCAGAUUAUGAAUUGUAUAAACCUUACAAUUCAGAAGACUGCAAGACUUCUUGCUUGCAAGAUUGCUUAUGUGCUGUUUCUAUUUUUAGAGAUGAUAGCUGCUACAAGAAGAAGCUGCCUCUCUCAAACGGAAGACGGGAUAGAGCAGUAGGGGCAUCUGCUUUCAUUAAGUUGAUGAAAAAUGGUGUUUCAUUAAGUCCUCCAAAUCCAUUCAUUGAAGAGAAGAAAUAUAAAAAAGAUCAAGAUACUUUGAUAACUGUGAUAUCAGUCCUUUUGGGAGGUUCUGUCUUUUUCAAUCUGGUCAGUGCUGUAUGGGUUGGUUUCUACUUCUACUACAACAAAAAAAGUUCUACCAAUAAAACUGCUACAGAAAGCAAUUUGUGCAGUUUCACCUUUGCAGAGCUAGUGCAAGCAACAGAUAACUUCAAAGAGGAAUUGGGAAGGGGGUCUUGUGGCAUUGUCUAUAAAGGAACAACAAAUUUGGCUACUAUUGCAGUCAAGAAACUAGACAAGGUGCUCAAAGACUGCGAUAAGGAAUUCAAAACAGAAGUGAAUGUGAUAGGCCAAACUCAUCACAAAAGCUUGGUUCGCCUGCUUGGAUAUUGUGAUGAGGAACAACACCGGAUUCUGGUGUAUGAGUUCCUGAGCAAUGGAACUUUAGCAAACUUCCUCUUUGGAGAUUUCAAACCGAAUUGGAACCAAAGAGUCCAGAUUGCCUUUGGGAUUGCAAGAGGGCUGGUCUACUUGCAUGAGGAAUGCUGCACCCAAAUCAUCCAUUGUGACAUAAAGCCACAAAAUAUACUACUUGAUGAACAAUACAAUGCAAGAAUUUCAGAUUUUGGGUUGUCAAAGCUACUAAAGAUUAAUGAAAGCCACACAGAAACUGGCAUUCGAGGAACAAAAGGGUAUGUUGCGCCAGACUGGUUCAGGAGUGCACCAAUCACUACCAAAGUUGAUGUCUACAGUUUUGGUGUACUGCUUCUGGAGAUCAUUUGCUGCAGGAGAAAUGUAGAUGGUGAGGUUGGCAAUGAAGAGAAGGCCAUUUUAACUGAUUGGGCUUAUGACUGUUAUAGGGCUGGAAGAAUUGAUAUACUGCUUGAAAAUGAUGACGAGGCUAUCGAUGACACAAAUAGGCUUGAAAGGUUUGUGAUGGUAGCUAUUUGGUGCCUUCAAGAGGAUCCCUCUCUCAGGCCACCAAUGAAGAAGGUGAUGUUGAUGCUGGAAGGAAUAGCUCCAGUCACAAUUCCACCAAGUCCCAGCCCUUAUACCUCUGUGUCUGUUAGUUGUGGUUGAAAAUAGUUUCAUUUCUUGUCUUGCUUUUACGUUAUGUGGAUUUGUGAUUAGAUGUUGCUAUUCAUUUUAAUUCCCUUUGUAUAUGUAGCUGCUCAUAGAACAUCAAUUUCUGAUGAUUGACGAGGUCUGAAAUUCCUA